Molecule: messenger RNA, 1698 nt
Organism: Candida dubliniensis CD36
Lineage: Eukaryota; Fungi; Ascomycota; Pichiomycetes; Serinales; Debaryomycetaceae
Gene: MED17
Product: Med17p
Exons: 2
Coding region: 1-1698 (565 amino acids)
Biological process (GO): regulation of transcription by RNA polymerase II
Cellular component (GO): core mediator complex; mediator complex
Molecular function (GO): transcription coregulator activity
Source: RefSeq, a predicted model, not a curated record
AUGGUUGAAAAACAAUUCAACAUAGACCUAGAGUUAAAUGAUACUGGUCACAUAGAUCCAUUUUUACAAGAUGAAGAUAAACUAAAACUCGAGGAGUUAAUUCCACGAAUUCUAUUUGAACGUAAAUCAUUUUUGAAUGUGACAGAAGAUUCGUUGCGAAAAGAAAUAGACAAUUCAUUGAAGCCUUCCGAAGAGGCUUCCUUAAAUACUGAAGAAAGUAGAGAAGAAACAAUUGAAACCGAUCAACAAGAAGUUUUCAAUAAACACAAGUUUGAAUUAUCGAAAAAUAUAAACAAUGCACUUAAUGAAACUCAACUUUCCUUGGAUUUUGUAUCCUUAUUAUUAUCUUCAGUGAAGCCAAACUUAGCCAAAUCCACCGUUUCGCCUCAUUUAUCGAAAUUUGUUAAACCAACAUCUUUAAAUUCGGACAGAUUGGGCCAAGAAAGUAAUGGUAAUCAAGAGAGUAAGGUUACUGGUUCUUUUGGACAAGGAUGGAAAUUGGAAUCACUUGGCAAGAUUACUGAUCUUUUUAAGGAAGCAAGUACCAAUUUGAACGAUCAAGUCAUCAAAGAAAGACGAUAUUGGAAUAUGAUAAAUUUGGUGCUAGCCAAUGAUGAAGUUCUAUUUCGAAUGAGAGAUCCCCAAAACAAUGCUAGAGCAAUAGGAGUGAAAUAUGGGUAUGGAGAUUCAGGAUCAAAUUUUCAUGAUCAAGGUUUGGCAUUGUUACGCAAGGACAACCAAACAGGAGAAAUAUCGUUUCACCCUAUAUCAUCAAUCAACAAUGCUAAAAUUGUAGAAAAAGUUUCGAAAUUUAUUAGGGUGAAAAUCUUGAGUCAAAUAGAUGGGGACUAUAUGCUUACAGGACAGUCAGUUUUUAAUUUUGAUUUUCAGAAAAGCAACCAAAGUAUAAUCAACGACAUCGAAAAGGCCAGAUUCUUUUUGUUUGAGGAGGACUUGUUUCAUCAAUUGAUACGCGAGGCAAAAUUGCUAGUGAACUACAAUGUGUCAAUCAUAUCGAAUAAAAUAAUAAUUGAAAUCAACAAUGUUAUUAUUGAAAUAGAGUCUAUUGUGUAUGAUGAGUUGAAUGAGGAAGAACUAGAAAACUACUACCAGAACAUAAGUGAGUAUUCCACGUUACAUAAUAAAAAGUGCCAGCUUAUUUUGAAUUAUUUGAAACUUAUGCUUUGUUGCUAUUAUAAAUAUAAUCUCAAAUUGAAACAAAAGGUUCCCACGGCAUUGACUAAAUGGAAGCAAAGUAACUCACACCCUUUGAUUUUGCGUCCAUUGGUGGGAAAUAUGAGGCAUGAGUUGAAUUUGCUAAAUAUGAAGAGUGUUUUAGAUCGAUUAAUGCAAGUCCAUGAGACUGAACUUUCUCAUUCAAAACUAGAUGUGGAGAAGUUCAUUAACUUGGCAACAAGAAGCAAAAAGCAAAACCCAUUUCAAAAGUCGAUUGAAAAACCUGUUUCAAAGUUCCAUUUGGUCUUACGCAACAAAACAUCUAAUGUGUUAGACGUCAACAUACAAUUGACAACUAAUGAGCUGUUUGUUAAUCUAAUCAUCAAUAUGACUAUUAUUCGAUUUGAGACGGAAAAUGAUUUCACGAACAAUGUUAAUGGAAUCAACGUUCUACAGCUUGGGUUUAGUGAUUUCAAUGAAAUCGAAGAAUGUUUGGAUUGGUCGAUUCAAAAUUUUGUAUAG